CGCGGGCGGCCGCCCCCCCCCUUCGCCGCCUCCCGCCGGUACCGAGCGGUUCGCGGGUGUCGGCGCUGCCCGGUUGCUGCCGCCGCUACCUCCCCGGCCCCGCCUCCGCCUCCCCCGCCGGGACAUGGACUCCGACUCCUGCGCCUCCCCGUUCGCCCCGGAGGACUUCUCCCCCGCCUCCCGGCGGCACCGGACCGUGGAAGACUUCAACAAGUUCUGCACCUUCGUCCUGGCCUACGCCGGCUACAUCCCCUACCCGCAGGAGGAAACGCCGCUGAGGAACAGCCCCAGCCCUCCCAACAGCACCGGAGGCACGAUUGACAGCGAUAGCUGGGACCCCCGGUUCAAUGACAUCCCCUCCGCCGUUUCCCUGCCCGCCAAGAACAGAAAGAACUUCAGUCAGCUUAAGCGAGCGAAACCGUACGGUUCCCUGUUCCAGCGGGCAAAACCCGGCAACUUCCUGCAGGAGCGGAAGCAAAUCGAUAAGAUCAGGAAGAAGAAAAAGCUGAAGAGGAGGGAAACGGAGGUGUCUGCAGAGGAGGACUACGAGGAGAAGCUGCUGGAGCUGGAGGCGGAGGACUCUUAUGUAGAGACACCGAUGAGCCCCUCGUCGGAGGGCGACCCUCAGUCUGCGACCGAGCACUGCUCGGUGUGGGACUCGGACACGCCUUCCAGCGUCUCCUACCCUGCCGUGACGGCCGAGCCAACAGUGGAGAUCCAGAGCGUGGGCAAACGAACGGUCAUCCGGCAGGGCAAGCAGGUGGUCUUCCGGGAUGAGGACGGCACCGGCGAUGAUGAGGACAUCAUGGUGGAUUCAGAUGACGACUCAUGGGACCUAGUCACUUGCUUCUGCAUGAAGCCUUUCGCCGGGCGGCCGAUGAUCGAGUGUAACGAGUGCCACACCUGGAUCCACCUCUCCUGCGCCAAAAUCCGCAAGUCGAAUGUCCCAGAGGUCUACAUAUGUCAGAAGUGCCGGGACUCCAAGUUUGACAUUCGCCGUUCGAACCGCUCCCGGACGGGCUCGCGCAGGCGCUUUCUGGACUAGGGAAGGGAGGCGCGUGCUGGUGCGCUGCUUGGGCGGGUGGGCGAGCUGCCGACGCCGGCCGGGAGGCCGGGGAGAGCUCCCCCGAACUGCUGCUGCUCAGGCGGAAGGGCUGCCCGGCCGGCCUGCGGUAACAGGGACGAGGAAUCGCCAAGUUGUGGGCAGCCGGGGCUGGAAGAGGCCGACUGGUCAAAACUGCUGCUAGAUACCAAUUCGCUCGAGGCACAGACUAAGCUCUCUGGGUUUGGUGGGGUUUUGUCCGGUCACAACUAUGAAUUGGGUGAUGUCUGGGGAAUGUAUAAUACCUUUGCCACGUAUGUUUUCUCAUCCCAUCGGGAAACUGCGAACCUUCUCUGUGCUAGGAAACUCGAGGAGGGAAUCCUAGGAGGAGGAGGGAAUCUGUGUGAAGAGUCUGAAAAGUAAAUGGCCAUGUGUUUUAAUUUUAAUGUAAUACUAUACCUGCCCAUUUGUCCAUAUAUAUCAAUCUUAGAUAUUCUAAGGCUCCGUGGGAGUGAGCGUCAAUACAUACCGACCUCUGCGCGAUCUGCCUCCUCUUCAGUGGGCCCCGGGCAGUAGGGGUGUCCUGUGAUUUGGCACUUUUCAAGUGAAAACAGGGCUUCCCUCUGUGCUGAGGGACCCGUGCGUUUCAAGGAAGAGAGCAGCCCUUUUUCUGGACAGGCAGCGCUGGGGAUUAGCGACAUUGGAUUUCUUGCUAGGUGGUCUCUUCUUACGGUGAUUUUUCGUGACUUUGUUUUGCAUGAUCAGCUCCAGUGUGUGUAUGGGGGGGAUACUGUUCGCUCCGUUUCCCAGCCCGUCGUUAAACUCUAAGGUGCUGUUUUAAGACGACGAUGACCCUCCAUUUUCUCAGCCCAGAAUUCAAACGUGGACUGUAAAAGGGGCCAUAGUAAACGUAGAACCUGGCAGGUCUGGUUUGGGAUUUGAUCAUUUUCAUCCAAGUACUACAGCUGAGUUGACUUUUGUUUUCACUGUUUGUUUUGGGACUGGAUUUGUAAUCAAAAAGAUGGAAUCUUUAACCUAUUGGUUGCAAAUUACACAGAUAAAAGCAAAUGCAGGCUAUGCAGCUAGCAAGAUGAAGUGCAAUGAAGAUCCAUCCAGUGCAGGGGAGGACAGGAGCGCGCUGAGGCCCCUGCCGACGCUGCGCUCCGUCGACGGGACAUCCUGGGACCUCAGCCCGAGGGAAAUCUGUUCAGAAACUUGACAGGGAGUCGAGGCUCGUACGCAAGGCCACUGAGCCGGCGGCACUGUUCCUCGAUGACCAAACAGAGCGAGCCAUAUGUAUUGCACAAAUUCGGUUGACAUGUCGAGGUAUUUCUCUGAAGUUAUGCCUGAUGGACAAUGUGUGCUCUGUCCGGUGAGACCGGGAGGCAAGGGGAGUCCCUGGCUGAUACCACGGCUGAAAUGGGUUGGCACGUGUCCACGUUAGUCCUGCAGAUGAUACACCGCACUAAGACCACCGCCUUAUCCGAGUACUGGCUCAUCAGGAGAUGCGUCCUGGUGAUGACUAAGGGUUUUUCCAGUACACAGAGUCAGGUACCCUCCUUCAGAUGUCUGACAUGGGGCUGCCAAAGCUUCAGGCAGACAGUCCAGCACGGCAGUGCCCUGGGGCUUCGCUGUGUGGGACGCGGGGGUGUGAAGGAUCCCCAGGCCCGGGUCGGGAUGAUGGAACAGCACGACGUGCAACUGUAUGCUUCUCUAUAAAAAUCCCGUUCCACCAAGCUGCAACAACUGACUCCAGGUUCUGAAAACCAGCUCCAGCUUCUGCAAAAUCUUAAGACCGUGACCAUGCUACGCUGCCUUCCAGAAGCUGCGUGGAACCACCGAGGAGUUUGCCAAAGACUUGCCCCUGCCGGCUGCCUGACUGUCUUAGCAGCCAGAAAAAUAACCAAAGUUCUCAAAUGCCACCAUUUCCCUCUGCAAACAGAAAGGCUUUGGAAGAUCCCGGUCGCAAGCUGCGUGAGGGUUGGACCUGCUCUGAAAAUUGGUAUCUCUCUUGUUUACAGCGUGUCUGCAAUUCAACUGGACCUCCGUGGAACGCGUUCCUGAAGCUUUUAUGGGAGAAAUGGCGAACUGCCAAGCGAACUGGCUCUUUUUCACAGAGGUUCGAUACUAAUCAAUGUGACUGACUCUUGUUCUCUUACCUUUUCAGAUUUAUCCCCAUAGAUGGUGUCUGACAAGUCCAGCACAUUACAGUAUCAGCAGAGA
Aquila chrysaetos chrysaetos is the source of this 3265-nucleotide messenger RNA. RefSeq names its product PHD finger protein 13 (gene PHF13). Lineage: Eukaryota; Metazoa; Chordata; Aves; Accipitriformes; Accipitridae. The record is from RefSeq and is a predicted model, not a curated record. The transcript is spliced from 4 exons. Gene Ontology annotation, molecular function: chromatin binding. Bases 125 to 1045 code for a protein of 306 amino acids. Gene Ontology annotation, biological process: mitotic chromosome condensation.